Gastrolobium bilobum is the source of this 694-nucleotide messenger RNA. RefSeq lists its product as uncharacterized. The transcript has 5 exons. NCBI's taxonomy places the organism in Eukaryota, Viridiplantae, Streptophyta, Magnoliopsida, Fabales, Fabaceae. Bases 48 to 476 code for a protein of 142 amino acids. The record is from RefSeq and is a predicted model, not a curated record. Gene Ontology annotation, cellular component: chloroplast thylakoid membrane.
AAUCCCUCAAAUCACGAAAGGAUAAAGUGAACCUCUGGCUGUGGGCAAUGGCCUCAACCAUUCUGCCAUCAAUCAAUAACGUUCACCUUGUUUCCAUUAACGCUCAUCACAACUCUGCAACUGUCGUCAAGUGGGGAUGGAGAAGAGAGCAAGAUGGAAGCAUAGUUACCAAUAGAACCCGGGGUCAUGCAUUUCAAGUCCUGGCAAAUCCCAAUGUAUCUUCAGGAAAGGCAGGUUCAAAUAAUGAUGUGAUCAUGGUUGAUCCUGUGGAAGCCAAGCGAUUGGCUGCCAAACAAAUGGAAAGAAUUAAAGCAAAAGAGAAACUCCAGAGAAGACGUCAAAUUGAGGCCAUUAAUGGAGCAUGGGCAAUGAUUGGUCUCACGGCAGGCCUAGUUAUUGAAGGUCAAACUGGAAAAAGUAUUCUGACUCAGCUUGAAGACUACUUUGGUGCAGUUAUUAACUUUUUUGUGCGGUAGAGUUCUUCCAAGAGGUUCAUGAAUACAUAUUAAGAACUGCAGAUUCUUUCUCACAUUCUUUGUAAUUAUAUCCGUUAAAAUUUUACCGUUAAGGUUUUUUCUUCACAUACCAAGCCAUACAAUUUCCACUACUCAGUUUUCCUUGUUACCUGUUAAUGCUACAUAUGUAACAUGAUUUUACAAAAUAAUUGAGCAGCUAUCCAAUUGAUAUAGUUUGA